Messenger RNA from Leptinotarsa decemlineata (Colorado potato beetle), 201 nucleotides. RefSeq lists its product as uncharacterized. The record is from RefSeq and is a predicted model, not a curated record. Lineage: Eukaryota; Metazoa; Arthropoda; Insecta; Coleoptera; Chrysomelidae.
GAUUAGCUGUGUUGAGCAUGCAAAUUUAAUCAAAAAUUCUAUCAUUAAAGGAAUUUGGAAAAUAGGCAUUCCAUGGUGGUGCAAGAGAAAAAUGCGUGAACAUAGAGAACAAAAACAGUAUGCACAUGCUAAAAAAUUACAAAAGUUCGAGCACUCGUAAAACAAUAAAAUGAAAGAACAUGUAUUUACAUUAUUAUAUUA